CAAGCUUUCUAAAAUCAGACUUUUGAAAUGCUGGCGAUUGUUUGGGGACGGAGAUACUGUGAGAAAUUAGGAUACAAAAGCACAUGCGUUCAAUUUUGUCAAUGGCCAGGGAGAUCUUCUUCCUGCCCAGAACCACAAGAGUCCACGAGAGACUGGAAGAAGGAGUCAUUGGCCGAGAGGGGGAGCCCAGCAGUACCAGCUGCUGGAGGGAGCCUGGAUCCCGGAGCAGCCGCGAGCGUCAGAGGAUUAGGAAAGGGGUUGGGGGUGGGGAGCGGGAUAGAGUGAGGAGGAAGGAGGGAGGGGAAAGCGGCUGGGGGGUCCUGAGUCCGGCUGAGUGCUGACGUAGAGAAACUUUCUCAGCCGCUGAUGAGGAAGAUCAGGCUGAACUAGAAUCGCAGAGCGUUGAACUACUCUCCCUAGACCCCGGUGCGUUUGGCGGGACCACCAGACAUCACUUUGUAAGGCUCAGGCUAGCUUUUUUGGAGGCCUCCCAGAAUCUUGGUUUCAGUGGAGAAGAGAAGGAGGAGAGCCCUGCCACAACAGUGAUGUGAGAUGAAGUGAAUGAAUCAGGAUUACAGUUGGGAAGAAUACAGGCCUUUUAAGACAACAAGACAAUAUCCAAUACAAACAACUCCAAUGUAAUUACCAGAUGAUGAGGAGAAAUCCCAAAUUUGGUAAAUAGAAGGGAAUUAGGUUAAUUGCAUUUGGGAAGAAGAUCACCACAUUUUGGCGCCCUGAACGUGGGACUGAUUCAGAUCCUGAUCCAGUGGAAAAGCAUCUGCUCUUGAUCCAGUGGAAAAGACUCUUCAACCCAGAAAUUAGGUCACAUGCGAUAUUGUAUGAAAAAUACAAGGGAGUACAACACUGGGAAAAUGCUGCUAUCAAAUGUGAUAUAAUCUACAUAACAUCUGGCAUCUCAUAUCCAGUUGAAUUGGGCAUACUCAGAUUGUUUAGUUCAGCUAUAGACUAUCCCCUCCCUUUCAACAACUAACUUCCAUGGUCCUCAAUUUUUUCAUCAUUUUAAUGGGGUAAAGUAAAAGAAAAUCAAGCAUUUAUUUGGCUGUGGCUCAUCAUCAUGAAUCGUGCUUUUAGCAGGAAGAAAGAUAAAACAUGGAUGCAUACUCCUGAGGCUUUAUCGAAACACUAUAUUCCCUAUAAUGCAAAGUUUCUUGGCAGUACGGAAGUGGAACAGCCCAAAGGUACCGAAGUUGUGAGAGACGCGGUUAGAAAAUUAAAGUUUGCAAGACAUAUCAAGAAAUCUGAAGGCCAGAAAACUCCUAAAGUUGAAUUACAAAUAUCAAUUUAUGGGGUAAAAAUUCUAGAACCAAAAACAAAGGAAGUCCAGCACAAUUGCCAGCUUCAUAGGAUAUCAUUUUGUGCAGAUGAUAAAACUGACAAGAGGAUAUUUACUUUCAUAUGUAAAGAUUCUGAGUCAAAUAAGCAUUUGUGCUAUGUAUUUGACAGUGAAAAGUGUGCUGAAGAAAUAACUUUAACUAUCGGUCAAGCCUUCGAUCUGGCCUACAGGAAAUUUCUAGAAUCUGGAGGAAAAGAUGUUGAAACAAGAAAACAGAUUGCAGGGUUGCAAAAAAGAAGCAGCAGAAGGAGCAGAUGCUGGAUACAAGAACUAGAAACUGAGAAUACAGAACUCAAAAAUAAAGUCCAGGAUUUGGAAAAUCAACUAAGAAUAACUCAAAUAUCAACAUCUCCAGCAGCCAGUGUGACACCUAAAUCACCUUCCACUGACAUCUUCGAUAUGGUUCCUUUUUCUCCCAUAACACCUCAGUCAACAACACCUACUCGCAAUGGUACACAGCCUCCUCCAGUACCUAGUCGUUCUACAGAGAUAAAACGGGACCUUUUUGGAGCAGAACCUUUUGAUCCUUUUAAUUGUGGAGCAGGUGACUUCCCUCCUGAUAUUCAAUCAAAAUUAGAUGAGAUGCAGGAGGGGUUCAAAAUGGGACUAACUCUUGAAGGCACGGUAUUUUGUCUCGAUCCAUUAGAUAGUAGGUGCUGAUACCAAGAACAAGAGAUCCCGACUCUUGUAUGACAUUCUUUUUAUCAUUAUUAUUAUAACGUGUAAUAUAAUUAUUAUCCAUGUGCCAAAAAUUUUUGUUUUUAAACAUGUUAACUUCUGUGAGAUAUGCUUCAGUAAGACUUCAAUACAGAUGCAUUGUUGAUCUGUAAAAUUGUAAAAAGCCACAUCUGCAUGUGAGCUAUUCAUUAAGUUACACUAUUAUGUUCAUUUCUGCUUCUGUUGGAGAUAAAUUUAUACUACUAAAGAAGAGGGAGUUUCCCAAUUCUUCUAUUUCUGGGUUAUAAGUUACUACCUUUGGAAACUACAUUAACUUUUCUCAGUCCACUAGGAUAUUAUUGAAUUGUAAUUCAAAUGUAACUUAAUACAUUUUUCCUGGUAGUUGGAAAGAAAAAGAAAGUGUCUAACUGAAAACUCAGGACUAAUAUAGGCCCUUGAAAUAUCUGACUCUGACUAUGUCUAAGUGAUACAUAUGUUUGCCAAUUCAGUGGAAGGUAGCAAAAUGAUUACUUGGUGAUAUGAGAGCCCAAAAGAAGUGGUUUAGAUUUAUAGUUAGCUUUUAUGACAUUAUAUAGUUAUAACCAAUUAUUUUAUAUAUCAAACCUAUGAAAUUUUCAUGAAUCAUGAGCCCUGUAUGUCAUUAUGUCUAUUAGCUGCUUUUCAUGUCACUGGAAAAUUUUACACCUUGAAAUUAAAUGACUUCAGAUCACUAACUUUCAGACACAUGAAAUGAUUAAUGAAUAUUAAUUGAGAAGAUAAUAAAAAUGAAUGUACUUAGAAUAUGUAGUAGUAUAUAUAGAUAUCAGGUAACUCCAAUUAUUAUAUUCAGUUGUUUACUAUGUUUUUUUUUAUUUUAAAAGUAAAAUUUGAAUCAAGAUCUAAGAAAAUAUAGAAAAUCAUUUUUAAAUACCAUCUUAUUUCAAAUGAAAGCAGUGAUAUUAAAAAGCAUAUAUACCUUUCUAAAUUGAUAAUAGAGAGGAAAAUAUAUUUGAAGAUAGAGUCUGCAUAUAUUUACAACACAUUGUACCUGUAUUUACUUUACAAAGCAUUUUUCUGCACAAAAGUAGUAUGUGUCUUAUUGGAAUAUUUUCCCUUGAAAAUGUAUUGAAUUUGAUGCCCAGCACAGUGCCUUGCACGUCACAGGCAUUUUUAUAUGUAUUUGUUGAAUUGAACUGACUUUCAAAUACUUAAUUUGAUAUGCCAUAGUUAGUACUGGUAUUUUAGCAUCUAUGAGAAUCAUUCUAUAUGAGUAAGUAAUCAUUAUUAGCAAUAUGAUGUGACCAAAUUUCACUUUAACCUGAAUUAAAAAAAAAAAAAAGAAAUCAUUAUGUAUGGACAUGUAAGUUAAGUUUCUGCUAGUGUCAGAGUAUAACUGACUUGGCUAUUUAUAUUUCAUUAAUCAUUAACAUGAGCAUUAAAAAUUUAUUUAAUUUCAUUCAUGAUUCAAUUAUGACCUUGUUCCUUGAAAAUAUUUUUAUUAGAGAGUCUUACACUUGCUUAAAAUAUAUAGUAACUAUAAUAAAGUGAUAUCCUAAAAAUAAGUCUUAUUAGGUUUCCCCUAAUACAGGUUUACUCAAAAAUAACUUAAAAAUUUGAUGAUUUAGAAAUAGAUGGGUAGGGAGGCAUAAAUCUUCUCCCCAAAAAAGGUUUUCUUUUUGGAUUCAUGAACAUUUGCUUUUGUUCUAUAUUCUAGUUUAAAUUUAAUCUGGGAAAACAUCAACUAUGUUCAUGCAGCAUCACAUUUCUUUGAGUUUUUUAAUGUUUGACCGUGUAUAUGAGUCUUCCUCUUUUCUAUAUUGCGUUCACAUGUAUCAUUAAUUCUAGAGUAGUAUAUGUUUCAUAAAAAGAUGUCUUUAUAAUUGUGUUUGUCAUAUAGUAUUUUGGAAUUUGUAUAAUGAGGAUGUUUAGUAGCCAUAUCUUAAUGGCUUUUUUAACAGAUAGAAUUUGUAUUUUUAUUGUACUUUAAAAAGCUUUAUGUAAUAGGCAUAUAUUUAGUGUCCAUUUACUAUCAAUGAUAACACAAUACAGUACUAAGAUGAUAUUUGCACAUGUAAAGAAAUUUUUCUUUACAGAUUUUUUAACAGUAAUCAGGUAUGAAAAUGGCAUGAUUAACAAUACAUAACUGAUCAUUCAGUUAAAAAAUGCUUAAUUUAGCAGUGCAUUUUUAAUGAAAGAUUUGGUUGAAAAUGUAUAUCUUUGUAAUCUCAAUGGUAUGUUUAAUUUUGCCACAAAUAAAUGUUUUUAAGUAAA
This is a messenger RNA of Antechinus flavipes (yellow-footed antechinus), 4282 nucleotides long. It is a transcript of the gene GULP1, whose product is annotated as GULP PTB domain containing engulfment adaptor 1. The record is from RefSeq and is a predicted model, not a curated record. NCBI's taxonomy places the organism in Eukaryota, Metazoa, Chordata, Mammalia, Dasyuromorphia, Dasyuridae. Bases 1076 to 2014 code for a protein of 312 amino acids. The transcript is spliced from 15 exons.